CCGUUUUGUCGCGCUCGAACGUCAGUUUACCGCUAAACAGUUACCGCUCGAACCGCUUCUACCGCUUUUGUUGCUAUUGUUGUGCGAAAAAAAAAAAAAAGUUACUUGCUUAUAAUUUUUUUUUGGCAAUUUUUUUUUAGCAAAUGCACUUGACUGUGCAACGGUAUUAAUGUUUCCGCCAUUUUGCCACAAAUGUCAGUUUCCAGUUUCGAGAACUCCUGAAAUCCUGCACUUUAAGCAGAAACACAAACAGUCCCACCUCAGCUGACAAACAAUUAACUAAAAAAUCAACAAAAAAAAUCCAAAAAAUCGAAAAAAAAACAACCCAAAGAAAGUGCAAAAUACAGGGCCAAGUUUCAAUAAAAAACAACAAUUUUUAUAAAGAAAUAUAUCAAGUGAAAAAUAAAUAUUUUAUAAUUUUAUAAUAAAUAAAUUCUAAAAGAUCUCCCAAGACCGCUAACCGUAGCCGACACAACUGUACCCUUCUAAGCCAAGCUUAGAGACAAAAAAAAACCCAUCAAAAGCAAAGAAAUUUCUAUUUCCUUUUUGCUACGCGCACAAGAAGCCAAAAAACCCCUGAACUAUAGAAUGGUAGAAAGUGAUUCCGCAAAGGGCAAAAACGAAUCCUAUAAUGUAGAAGCUGGACUACAACCCAACUACAACCAGAGCGCAGCAAGCAACCAAGCCACCAACUCGCCCAGCCACCAUCCAGGCCAGGGAAACACGAAUCCUCAUAUCGAUAACCGGACAAUAAUCCAGCCGUACUCGCUGAACGUUGGCCCCAAACAGCCGGAAUACCAAUUUGCGGCGGACAAUCGCGGCUACGAGUCCGAUAGCCACGUUACCAAUGGCAAGCAGCAGGACGUAGAGCGUGCCGCAGGUGACGCCUCCGAUGUCGGACAUGUUUCCGUCGGAGGUGGUGGUGGUGGCGGAGGAGGCGGCGGACAUGGCCCUGGAAAGGGCCGGAAGAAGUCGGCCCCCUUGCCAGAGCCCACGGCACCGAUAGUCGCCAAUUUUGAGCGUGCCAUCGAACUGUGCGGUUAUGGCAAGUUCCAUUAUAUUCUGCUGGCCAUCUGCGGAUUGGUCAGCACCUCCGAGGAGAUGGACGUCAUUUCGAUGUCCUUCAUCCUGCCGUCGGCGGAAUGUGAUCUGGAUUUGAAUACGGAGACUAAGGGAUGGCUGAACUCGAUCAUCUUUAUUGGCAUGAUGGUGGGGGCGUAUUUCUGGGGCAGCAUAGCCGAUUCCUUUGGCCGGAAGAAGGUUCUCAUCGUCAUCUCGUUCAUGAACGCCUUCUGCAUCGUCGCCUCGUCCUUUUCGCAGAGCUACUCCUUCUUCAUGCUGUUCCGGUUUCUCAAUGGUGCAGCUCUGGGCGGUAGUGGUCCUGUGAUCUGGUCAUACUUCGCCGAGUUCCAGCCCAAGGCCAAGCGUGGCUCCAUGCUGAGCUUCAUGGCCGCCUUCUGGACGUUCGGCAACCUGUUCGUGGCCAGCCUGGCCUGGCUCAUCAUCCCAACGAACAUCGGCUUCAUCACCGCCUAUUUCACCUACAACUCGUGGCGCAUCUUCCUGCUGGUCUGCUCCCUGCCCUCGUUCCUGGUCGGUUUCCUGCUCUUCUACCUGCCAGAAUCACCAAAAUUCCUGCUGACCCGCGGCAAAAAGGAUCGCGCCCUGGCCAUAUUUCGUGGCAUUUUUGUGACGAACACCAAGCGCCGGCCGGACGAGUACAUGGUCUAUGACCUGGAGGUGGAUGAGAAGCUGCUGGAGAGUUCGGCGAAUGUUAAGAACAAGUAUUCCCGCAUGAUUAGCGGAAUGGUGGAGCACAGCAAGGCCCUGUUCAAGUCGCCCAUCCUCCGAUUCACCAUCGUCUCGAUCACGAUCAAUUUUACAUUCCACAUUGGCUACUACGGCCUGUUGAUGUGGUUCCCGGAGCUGUUCAACCGGUUCGAGGAGUACGAGAAGGCCUUCCCCGGCCAAUCGGCCGGCGUCUGUACCGUCACCGAUUACGUGGUGAAGGUGGCCCGCAUGGAGGAGUCAACGAAUGCCACCUGUUCCUCGGAAAUACCACAAUCGGUCUUCAUGGAGUCCCUUAUAUCGCUGGCAUCCGCCCUACCGGCCAAUCUGUUGGCCAUUCUCGGCAUGGAUAUGCUGGGAAGGAAAUUCUUCCUAAUUGCUGGCACAAUGACGGCGGGCAUCUGUUCGGCAUUGAUGUACUUCGUCCGCAGCUCCAUGCAGAACCUGAUCGUUUCGGCGAUAUUCAGUGGCGCCAUAUCGGCGGCCAAUGCAGCCCUCGACUGCCUCAUUACCGAAGUAUUCCCCACCAAGCUGCGCGCCACCGGUGUGGCCAUAUCGAUGGUGGCGGCCCGUUUGGGCGGCAUCAUCGGCAACAUCGUUAUCGCCCAGCUGCUGGACAACUAUUGUCCAUCUCCAACGUUUAUCGUUUCCGGCCUGCUCAUCGGCGGCGGUCUUAUGUGCCUGCUCCUGCCGAAUACGACGCGCAAGGAACUCAAUUAAUCCACCUUUAGUCACCUGUUAACUCUCCUCCAUCCACCAAAAAUUGGCAAUAGAACCUAAUCCAUAAUCCAAAAAAACAUAGAGAAAUCUAGUUAGCUUUGAGCUUUGAUGGGAACUCCCAUCUCUAAUUUUAUCCUUCUUCUCUUUCUCUUUUUCAAGGCUGCUAUUAAGCUCUCUUUUGAUCUUUCAGAAAAAAAGAGAGCCCAAACUUGCACUUGAACUUUUCUUCUCUUUCUUUAAUCUUAAACUCAAACUCAAAGAGAAAGCUCUAUGUCCUAGAAGAACACUUUCCUGCAGUGUAACUGCACUUGUGUAUAUAUCAGUAAUUUAAACAAUAGCGAUAAAGAUUUUCUUUGAGUGUCUAAUUGAGAAGGACCUCCCUCACCCACAGAAUAGUAACAGGCAUGAAAAUAUUCAUCGAAAAUCAGGUAGUUAAGUCUGGAAAAAGUAAACAAAAAAAAAAAACAUUUAAAUACACUCAAAAAAAAAGAAUCCAAAACUCAAGAUCCAAACCAAAGCUUUAUGUAUUUCACCACCACUUACCCCCCCUCCAAUGCCAGAAUUUAAUUCCAGAUUUGAGACAGUAUUUUUUCGCUCAGUGCUGCGAAAUAAAAAACACAAAACAAAAUAGAAAACACAAAAAAAAGGAUAAAAGGAUGAAAAUGAAAAUGAAAACCCAAGCCAGCGAGAAGAUAUAGAAGGUAGGAUCGAUAGCGAUCGAUGUAUGUGUAUUGUAUGUACGAUGUGUAUUUUGUGUAGUUGUGGUAGUGAGUAUAUAAUACUAUAUAUUUUUGGCAAGCGCCGGCGCCGGCUGAAGCAGCAGCAGCAGAGACGUGGGACACGGUGGACGAUGGCAGCGGCUAACGGUAAUACAAUCGAUAAAUAUCGAUAAAAAUUGCCAACCACCACCAGCCCACCUUCUGCUGCCUGUUAUUGUUGUUAUUAUUGCUAUUAUUAAUGCAUAUGAUAUAUGCGUAUGUGUCUUACAUUACGUAUUAAAAUAUUAUUAUUAUUAUAAAAGUAAAAAAAAUAAAAAUAAAAGAGAAAAAAACAUACAUAUAUCAAAUACCAUUUUCUAUAACAUAUACACACAUAUCUAUACCAAUUUUUUUUUUUGUUUUUUUUUCGUAGUCGUCAUGUAGGACCAAAGCACAGGAAGUGAAAGAAUAUUUGUAAAACUUAGUUACGUUUUUAAAAGUUACGCUACAUAUACAUACAACAACAAAUCCCUAAUAAAUAAAAAAGAACAAACCAAAA
Messenger RNA from Drosophila ananassae, 3765 nucleotides. Its product is annotated as synaptic vesicle glycoprotein 2B. The record is from RefSeq and is a predicted model, not a curated record. Gene Ontology annotation, biological process: transmembrane transport. The transcript has 4 exons. The coding region runs from base 589 to 2508 and encodes 639 amino acids. Gene Ontology annotation, molecular function: transmembrane transporter activity. Gene Ontology annotation, cellular component: membrane. NCBI's taxonomy places the organism in Eukaryota, Metazoa, Arthropoda, Insecta, Diptera, Drosophilidae.